This is a messenger RNA of Ruditapes philippinarum (Manila clam), 1307 nucleotides long. RefSeq names its product phosphatidate cytidylyltransferase, mitochondrial-like. Bases 109 to 1146 code for a protein of 345 amino acids. Gene Ontology annotation, cellular component: mitochondrion. The transcript has a single exon. The record is from RefSeq and is a predicted model, not a curated record. NCBI's taxonomy places the organism in Eukaryota, Metazoa, Mollusca, Bivalvia, Venerida, Veneridae. Gene Ontology annotation, molecular function: phosphatidate cytidylyltransferase activity. Gene Ontology annotation, biological process: CDP-diacylglycerol biosynthetic process; cardiolipin biosynthetic process.
UUGUUUAAUCAGAGAUAUAAACUUCAUGUAGCUUAAAUAAAGCAUAUAUCUACUUCAAAAACAAAAUUAAUUGAGUUUGGAAGUUUCUAAAAGUUACAAAACACAAAGAUGGUUUUUUUGCAAGCAAACACAAAGAUGGUACUAUGCAGAAGAUUUUGCUCUGAGGCUUCAGUUGCAAAGAAAGAUGUGUUCCAAAGAGUUUUGGCUGGUUUUCCUUCAGGAAUACAAAUGGCUUUCGCAUAUGGAUCUGGUGUAUUUCAACAGACAGGCGCAGAUAUGUCAAAAAACAUGCUUGAUUUUAUAGUGGUCGUUGACAAUCCUACAGAAUGGCAUAGAGAAAACAUGGAACAAAAUUUUAAACAUUACUCAUUUUUGAAACAUCUAGGAGCCAAAACAGUGUCCAAGAUUCAGAAUUCUUAUGGUGCUGGAAUAUAUUUCAAUACGCUUGUUCCAUUUGAACAGAGACUUAUAAAGUAUGGAGUUAUUGGUACAGAUGUAUUGAUUUCUGACCUGUUGAAUUGGGAUACAUUGUAUGUUAGUGGACGUUUACAUAAACCUGUGAAGAUUGUAAAGAAACCAAAUUCAACUGAGCUUAUCGAAGCAUUACACACAAAUCUAUCAAGUGCUGUUCAUUCCUCGCUACUACUUCUGCCUGAAAAUUUUACUGCCAAUGAACUGUAUAUGACAAUAACCAGCCUUUCCUAUAGUGGUGACUUUAGAAUGAAAUUUGGUGAGGACAAAGGAAAAGUGUCUAAGAUCGUUGCGCCAAAUUUGCCUUAUUUCAAUAAACUUUAUAAACCAAUUUUAAAUGAAACAAAAUAUUUAACAUACAGUGAGGAAUCAGAAUUAUUUAUGCACACUCAGAGCAAGGAAACAAGGUGUUAUCAUUUGAAUCAUGUACCAAAUGUUGUGGUUGAUAAGCUAUCGGAUAUAUGCAAAAAAACAAACCCAGAUAUCCCCAGACAUGAAAUUGUAGACGUUAUAGCAUUUGAUAGUAAAUGUAAUGACUUUGUUUUUGGAAGUAUAGCAAGUAUAGUAAACAAAUCUAGCUGGAGUCAGAGUGUGAAGGGUAUAUUAACAGCUGGCCUUUCCAAGAGCAUUAGAUACAGCUGGAGUAAAGUUAAGAAAAUGAUAAAAAAUAGUUAAGUCUGAUACAGAUUUGAAUAUGGUUCUAUAAGUGAUUGGAGAAUCAUUAAUAAAAAGUAUAACUUUUAUUUAAAAAAUGUCAAUUUUGAAGUGUUUAUGCAUGAAGUGGAAGACUACUUUUUUAUUGACUAAUCAAAGGAGAUUUAAGAUGUGAUAUAACA